Nerophis ophidion (straightnose pipefish) is the source of this 4497-nucleotide messenger RNA. It is a transcript of the gene afmid, whose product is annotated as arylformamidase. Lineage: Eukaryota; Metazoa; Chordata; Actinopteri; Syngnathiformes; Syngnathidae. Gene Ontology annotation, cellular component: cytoplasm. The coding region runs from base 75 to 995 and encodes 306 amino acids. The transcript has 11 exons. The record is from RefSeq and is a predicted model, not a curated record. Gene Ontology annotation, molecular function: hydrolase activity.
AUGACACCUGCUGAAUUUUAUUAAGGUUAAGAUGUGAUGUAAAGUUGACAACAUUUCCCUCGCCAGUCGUCAUCAUGCCAAAUGCAAAAUGUACACACUACCAGCAGCCAGGAAGCAGCCAGGCCGAACGUCCACUUUCAGGGGAGCUGGAGAAGCAGUAUUCACCCAGCUGCUGGUCGCACAGAAUGGCGGCGGACGACGUGAUCAAGGCCCACAUCAAGGCUUUAAAAGAAGGUACGGAGCGAGCGCGUGGUCUGGCACAAACUCUACUCAAUGUUCCCUAUGGAGACGGUGAUGGCGAGAGACUGGAUGCAUAUAUUCCCACCACCGACUCUCUUGACAUGCCCCUCGUGGUCUACCUUCAUGGAGGCUACUGGCAGUUUCUUAGCAAAGAGGAGUCGGGAUUCAUGGCCGUGCCGCUCGUGGAUAAAGGGGUGGUGGUGGUUGCAGUCGGCUAUGACGUUGCCCCCAAAGGUAAUAUGGAUCUGAUGGUCUCCCAAGUGCGCAAAAGCAUUGUGUCCGUCGUCCAACAGUAUUCUCACAUCAGUGGUCUGUACCUGUGUGGCCACUCUGCCGGCGCUCACCUGGCUGCAAUGGUGCUCUCCACCGACUGGUCGCAGUAUAGCGUCACGCCUCAAAUUAAAGGGGCUUUUCUUGUCAGUGGUAUCUACGACCUCUUGCCCAUCCUGUCGACCUACAUCAACGAGCCUUUGAAGAUGACAGAGGAGGUAGCCAUAAGAAACAGUCCCAACAAGUUGAUCCAUCUGCUCAAGCUCUCCUCCUCCGGCUGCCAAAUCGUUGUGGCCGUUGCUGAAAACGACUCGCCCGAGUUUCGCAAGCAGUCAGAAGAUUAUUACAAAAUGUUGAAGGAAACGGGACUGAAUGUGACCAUGGAGGAUGUUCCUAACACGGAUCACUUCAAUAUCAUAGAGCAACUGGUCGAUGGGGAGUAUCACUUAGUAAAGCUCCUGUUGAAGAUGAUGGGUAAGACUUAGGUGGAAGUGAGUAGAUUAAUGCACCAUAUUGAUGAAUGCUACAUUUCAGGAUCACUUUGCUUACAUUCAUUGUACUAACUACUCUCUAAAAGAAAACAUUGCAUUACAGUUUUGUAUCACAUGGUGAGAACUUGUAGGAUAAGAUGUAUUCACUAUUUCUUGUUCUGAUCACAUCAGUGUGUGUAAUUGAUAUGAGAUGUAAACUUGGGCAAAAAAUAUCUUUAAUGUUUGUUUCUGAUGGCAAUGGAGAACAGGAAAAUGUGAAUGUAGCAUUUUGAUAUCACAUUCAGGGAUUGAUGACGUGUUGUGCACGUUUAACUUACAUGUCAUGGUUUAUGCUAAUAUAUAUUUUUUGUAUGUACAGUACAGGCCAAAAUUUGGACACACCUUCUCAUUCUAUGCGUUUUCUUUAUUUUCAUGACUAUUUACAUUGUAGAUUGUCACUGAAGGCAUCAAAAGUAUCAAAACAUGUGGAGUUAUAUACCUAACAAAAAAGGUGAAAUAACUGAAAACAUGUUUUAUAUUCUAGUUUCUUCAAAAUAGCCACCCUUGGCUCUGAUUACUGCUUCGCACACUCUUGGCCAGGGAUCACCAACCUUUUUGAAACCAAGAGCUACUUAUUGGGUACUGAUUAAUGCGAAGGGCUACUAGUUUGAUACACACUUAAAUAAAUUGCCAGAAAUAGCCAAUUUGCUCAAUUUACCAUUAAUAAUGUAGAGAAUAAAUGAUGAAAAAAAACACUUAAUUGAAUGGUUUAAAAGAGGAGAAAACAGGAAAAAAAAAGAAAAUUAAAUUUUGAAACAUAGUUUAUCUUCAAUUUCGACUCUUUAAAAUUCAAAAUUCAACCAAAAAAAAAGAGAAAAACUGGCUAAUUCGAAUCUUUUUGAAAAAAUUAAAAAAAUAAUUUAUGGAACAUCGUUAGUAUUUUUUCUUGAUUGAAAUUAAUUUUAGAAUUUUAAUGACAUGUUUUAAAUAGGUUAAAAUCCAAUCUGCAUUUUUUUUAGAAUAUAUAACAAAUUGGACCAAGCUAUAUUUCUAAAAAAGACAAAUCAUUAUUUCUUCUAGAUUUUCCCGAACAAAAUUUUUUAAAGAAAUUCAAAAGACUUUGAAAUAAGAUUUAAAUUUGAUUCUAAAGAUUUUCUAGAAUUGCCCGAAUAAUUUUGGGGAAUUUUAAUCAUAAGUUUGAAGAAAUAUUUCACAAAUAUUCUUCGUCGAAAAAACAGAAGCUAAAAUUAAGAAUUUAAUUAAAAUGUAUUUAUUAUUCUUUACAAUAAAAAAUAAAAGACUUGAACAUUGAUUUAAAUUGUCAGGAAAGAAGAGGAAGGAAUUUAAAAGGUAAAAAGGUAUAUGUGUUUAAAUAUCCUAAAAUUGUCUUUCUGAAAGUUAUAAGAAGCAAAAUAAAAAUAAACAAAUUAAUUUAUUCAAACAAGUGAAGACCAAGUCCUUAAAAUAUUUUCUUGGAUUUUCCGAUUCUUUUGAGUUUUGUCUCCCUUAAAUUUAAAAAUGUCGAGCAAAGCGAGACCAGCUUGCUAGUAAAUAAAUACAAUUUAAAAAAUAGAGGCAGCUGAAUGGUAAGUGCUGCUAUUUGAGCUAUUUUUAGAACAGGCCAGUGGGCGACUCAUCUGGUCUUUACGGACUACCUGGUGCCCGCGGGCACUGCGUUGGUGACCCCUGCUCUUGGCAUUCUCUCAGUGGGCUUCAAGAGGUAGUCACCUGAAAUGGUUUCCACUUCACAGGUGUGCCUUAUCAGGGUUGAUUAGUGGAAUUUCUUGCUUUAUCAAUGGGGUUAGGACCAUCAGUUGUGUUGUGCAGAAGGCAGGUUACUACACAGCCGACAGCAACUGUUAAAAUUCAUAUUAUGGCAGGAACCAGUCAGCUAACUAAAGAAAAAUGAGUGGCCAUCAUUACUUUAAUAAAGAAGGUCAGUCAGUCCGGAAAAUUGCAAAAACUUUGAAUGUGUCCCCAAGUGGAGUUACAAAAACCAUCAAGCGCUACAACAAAACUGUCCCACAUGAGGACCGACCCAGGAAAGGAAAACCAAGAGUCACCUCUGCUUCUGGGGACAAGUUCAUCCGAGUCACCAGCCUCAGAAAUCGCAGGUUAGCAGCAGCUCAGAUCAGAGACCAGAUCAAUGCCACACAGAGUUCUAGCAGCCGACCCAUCUGUAUAACUGUUAACAGGAGGAAGAAGGCCUUCAUGGUCAAACAGGGACGGCGUGGGACAGAGGGAGAGUGGCUGUGCGCAACCCGAGGGUCCCUGGUUCAACCCCCUUCUAGUACCAACCUCGUCACGUCCGUUGUGUCCUGAGCAAGACACUUCACCCUUGCUCCUGAUGGGUGCUGGUUAGUGCCUUGCAUGGCAGCUCCCUCCAUCAGUGUGAGAAUGUGUGUGUGAACGUGUAGAUGUGGAAGUAGUGUCAAAGCGCUUUGACUACCUUGAAGGUAGAAAAGCGCUAUGCAAGUACAACCCAUUUAUCAACCCAUUUAAAUAGCUGCUAGGAAACCACUGCUAAGGAGAGGCAACAAGCAGAAGAGAUUAGUUUGGGCCAAGAAACGCAAGGACUGGAAUUAGAGCAGUGGAAAUCUGUGCUUUGGUCAAAUGAGUCCAAAUUUGAGAUCUUUGGUUCCACCCGCCGUGUCUUUGUGAGACGCAGAAAAGCCUGGUUCCCACUGUGAAGCACGCAGGAGGAGGUAUGAUGGUGUGGGGGUGUUUUUGCUGGUGGCACUGUUGGGGCAUGUAUUUAAAAUUGAAGGCACACUGAACCAGCAUGGCUACCACAGCAUCCUGAAGCCACAUGCCGCUUUGCGUUUUUCCAUCUAUCCAUUUUCUACUGCUUAUUCCCUUUGGGGUAGCGGGGGGCGCUGGUGCCUAUCUCAGCUACAAUCGGGCGGAAGGCAGGGUAUACCCUGGACAAAUCGCCACCUCAUCGCAGGGCCAACACAGAUAGACAGACAACAUUCACACUCACAUUCACACACUAGGGACCAUUUAGUGUUGCCAAUCAGCCUAUCCCCAGGUGCAUGUCUUUGGAGGUGGGAGGAAGCCGGAGUACCCGGAGGGAACCCACGCAGUCACGGGGAGGACAUGCAAACUCCACACAAAAAUAUCCCGAGCCUGGGAUUGAACCCAGGACUACGCAGGACCUUUGUAUUGUGAGGCAGACGCACUAAUCCCUAUUCCACCGUGCUGCCCGCUUUGCGUUUAGUUAAUAUAAAACAUGUUUUCAGUUAUUUCACCUUUUUUUUUGUUAAGUACAUAACUCUCCAUGUGUUCUUUCAUAGUUUUGAUUCCUUCAGUGACAAUUUACAAUGUAAGUAGUCUUGAAAAUAAAAAAAAUGCAUUGAAUGAGAAGUUGUGUCCAAGCUUAUGGCCUGUACUUUACAUGUGUAUUUACCACCUAAAUAUACAAAAUAACUGAGUGCAGUGUGUUUGCAUGUUGUACUAUGAGUUACUAAUGCACCUUGUAUGAACUUUCAUUCAAAUAAAAACAUGAAAUAAUUGA